Molecule: messenger RNA, 1024 nt
Organism: Gossypium arboreum
Lineage: Eukaryota; Viridiplantae; Streptophyta; Magnoliopsida; Malvales; Malvaceae
Product: transcription factor ORG2-like
Exons: 3
Coding region: 86-877 (263 amino acids)
Biological process (GO): regulation of transcription by RNA polymerase II
Cellular component (GO): RNA polymerase II transcription regulator complex
Molecular function (GO): DNA-binding transcription factor activity, RNA polymerase II-specific; protein dimerization activity; RNA polymerase II transcription regulatory region sequence-specific DNA binding
Source: RefSeq, a predicted model, not a curated record
AUCGUUGAGGGUAGUUUGUAUAUAUACAUAUGUAACGAUUAUUUCAGUUCGUCAAGAAAGUUCCAAGAAAUUAUACCAAUCCAAGAUGUGUGCAUUAGCUCCUUUUCCGACCCCAAACUGGCCCUUAGUUAAUCCCAUUGGAUACGAACACAACUAUAUGAUGUAUGAAGGCGGCAGUGAAUGUUUAGAGUCAUUCCUUCAAUUUCCUCCAUCACCACAAGAAGGAAUUCCACUUGAAUCUCUAUCUCCUACAUCUAAUUUCACCCAAACCAGUAAUUCUGACCCCUGCAUAGUUAAGAAACUCAACCACAAUGCAAGCGAACGGGACCGGCGGAAGAAAGUUAACAAUAUGUAUUCAUCCCUCCGUUCAUUGCUGCCGGUAGCUGAUCAAACGAAGAAGUUAAGCUUUCCGGCCACAGUUUCACAUGCACUGAAAUAUAUACCAGAGCUGCAACAGCAAGUGGAGAGAUUGGUUCAGAAAAAAGAAGAGCUUUUGUUAAGGAUAUCUGAGCAGGGUGGUGUUAAGCCUUGUGAAGAAAAAGAAGAGGCGCGAAAAAGAAACAACAGGAAGCAGGGAAGUUGUUUAGGUGGAGUUGGUGUUUCCAUAAAUAGGUCAAGUGACGGUGAAGUUGCAAUUCAAAUAUCAAUUCGGGAAGUUGACAAGAGAAGUGGAUUAUUAUCUGAGAUGUUGCAGUACUUAGAGCAACAAGGAUUCCUCGUAUUAAAUGCUUCUUCUUUCGAGUCAUUUGGAGGUGUCGUCUUCUACAAUAUUCACCUUCAGAUGGAAUUGGAAACAAGUAGGAAAAUGGGAUCAGAGGAAGCUUUGAGUGAGAGGAUUUUUGCACUGUGUUAUAAUAGGGAAGAGCUGGGACUCUAAAAUCUAAUAGUCGUGGUUUAUAGGAUCAAUUUCAAAAUCUAAAGAAUUACUUUAUUAAUAAUAUAAAGGGCAUGAAUGAGCGAUGUUGUCCCUGAAAUUGCUUUCUGUAAUUUUAUGGGCAUGAAAUCCAUUUUUCCACUUGAUUAA